UCCCCUGUUCUCCCCCCUCCUACCUCGUUCACAUCUCUCUCUCCCUCCCUCUCUCUCUCUCUCUCUCUUACUAUAAAACCAAAACCCACUCUGCCUCUCUUUUCCCCUGCCCUUCCUCUUCUCACUGUUCUCCCUGGAGACAAGCAAUGGCUGUCGCUUCCAGGGCAACAAGAACGACGGCGACAACACCACCGCCAUCAGAGCUUCAGAUCCCCAAGAGAUGGAAAGACGGAGAAACCAUCCCCGAGAGAACCAAGGUCUGGGCCGAGCCCUCCAAGCCCAGCAAGGCCGGCACCGAGAGAAGAGUCCCCGUCGUGUACUACCUCUCCAGGAAUGGCCAGCUCGAGCAACCCCACUUCAUGGAAGUCCCUCUCUCUUCCCCUGAAGGACUCUUUCUCUCUGAUGUAAUUAACCGCUUGAACCUCCUCCGUGGCAAAGGCAUGGCUGCCAUGUACUCCUGGUCUUCCAAACGGAGCUACAAGAACGGCUUCGUGUGGCACGAUCUGGCCGAGAACGAUUUCAUCUACCCAUCGCAUGGCAACGAGUACGUGCUCAAGGGAUCGGAGCUCCUCGAGUCUCCUACUCCGUCGUCUUCCUCGACCGCGAGGCCUCUCGAGUCGGUGUCGUUCCGGUCCCCGAAGCCGAUCAACACGCCGAAGUCGAUCGACGAGUCGGACUUCCCGGUCAUCGCCCGUCGGAGGAACCAGUCGUGGAGCUCGAUCGACCUCCACGAGUACAAAGUCUACAAGGCCGAGUCCAACGGCGAGUCGACGCCGACAGCGGCGGCGGACGCGUCGACCCAGACGGACGACAAGAGAAGGCGAAGACGACACGUCAAAGAGAGGGAGAGCGAGAUUCGCGAGCUUCGCGGAGACGACGGAGCGGACCAGGGUCAAAGUCAGAAUCCCGGUCGAAAUCAGACGACGGAGCUGAGCAGGGACGAGAUCUCGCCGCCGCCGUCGGAUUCCAGCCCCGAGACGCUGGAGACCCUGAUGAAGGCCGACGGACGUCUGAUAAUAGGCGGCUUGAACCACGGAGGCAAAGAGGCGGACGGCGGAUCGGAUCGGGCGGCUGGGAACCUCCAGGGUGGCAAGAUCAGGGCGUCCUCGGUGCUGAUGCAGCUGAUAUCGUGCGGCUCGCUCUCGUUCAAGGACUGCGGGGCGACGUACAUUAAAGAUCAAGGGCUGUCGCUGAUUGGGCACUCCAAGACGAGGCUGCGCCGCGGAGCAGGGGAUAACAACGGCAGCAGCGGCGCCGGAAGCGGCAAACGGGCGGGGGCAUCGGGGAAAAUCCCGAACUUGGCGGGGUUAAGUUUGGAAGAUAAGGAGUACUUCAGCGGCAGCUUGAUCGAGACCAAGAAGAAGGACGAGGUGGUCGUCCCGGUAUUGAAGAGAUCAUCUUCUUACAAUGCUGAUCGGAUCUCGCCAAAUGCAAAUAACCGAAAAGGGGUUGAGUGAAAGUGGAGGCGAAACGCAUAGCGAGAGAUACAAACUAUUGAGAAAGAGCGGGAUUUACAAGGUCCAAAACAAGAAAGGUAGAAUUAGAGGAAAGCGAAAGCCAAUAAAAUUGUGGUAGUUGUCGCUAUAUGUCAUUGGUGGGAGUAAAUCUCGUCAGAAGAUAUGUAUGUGUAAUUAAAUAGUUCGCCUAAACUGAAACUGGACGCAGAUAGAGAGAGAUCAAGGACGCUUGUGGUGGAUCCACUAAAAACGCGCAGGGAAAGGCGAAGAGAAGGGAAUGUAACCCCAGAAACCGAG
Syzygium oleosum is the source of this 1754-nucleotide messenger RNA. RefSeq names its product protein SOSEKI 5. Lineage: Eukaryota; Viridiplantae; Streptophyta; Magnoliopsida; Myrtales; Myrtaceae. The transcript has 5 exons. Bases 147 to 1457 code for a protein of 436 amino acids. The record is from RefSeq and is a predicted model, not a curated record.